AUGCAUGAGGACCUCAUUCUUCAACGCGUUAUUCCUUCUGUCGAGGCCAACAAAGUACGCUUCCCUAGAUUCCUGCGCAAGGGAACGCAGUCUGCCUCUACAGGGAUCGCGGAGGAACUCCCGAACGUAGGCCUGAAUAUCUGGGGCAAGGAAGUUGCCCUGUAUGGUAGAAACGCCUUUGGGGGGCUGAGCUGGGAUUAUGUCUACGCCCAGAACUCGACCGUUUGGUUGAGUUCGAGUCGCUGCCACCUGACAGACGGCCCUGUUCUUUGGAACAUCGUCACCUUUUGCAUGGGUUUCGACAUCAGUGUGUGGGGAGCGUGA
Aspergillus fumigatus Af293 is the source of this 324-nucleotide messenger RNA. RefSeq lists its product as uncharacterized. The transcript has 3 exons. NCBI's taxonomy places the organism in Eukaryota, Fungi, Ascomycota, Eurotiomycetes, Eurotiales, Aspergillaceae. Bases 1 to 324 code for a protein of 107 amino acids. The record is from RefSeq and is a predicted model, not a curated record.